AUGGACGAAACGAAGGUUAUUUAUCACAUUGAUGACGAAGAUACACCUUACCUUGUAAAGUUGCCCAAAAGUCCUGCUGAAGUUACGCUUUCUGACUUCAAAAAUGUACUCAAUCGGCCGAGUUAUAAGUUCUUCUUCAAGAGUAUGGACGACGACUUUGGGUGAGUUUGUGUACCAAAUAAGCGCUCUCUGUGUAGAUUCAUUUCUUAGGCACUGUUUGCAUUGUCUCUUUUCGCUGUACAGUUCUUUCUCAAGCGGUAAUCUUCCGAUUUUCAGCAGGUUAUGUAUCUGUAUAAAUAGUCUUUGAAAUACAUUUGUUUAGGAAAACACCGACCUGCCUCGUUCUUCUAUCCAAUGUUUUCAAAUCCGUCUUGUUUUGCUUUGAAGCCAUACUGUGUGAAAGUUCGCUCGCUGUCAGCAUGUUCCGUGUCUCCCUGUGUAUAGCUACGACUGUACAUAGCCUUUUCUUGUAUAAUCAGUUUUCCGUUAUUUCAAGCGAUCCACGGCGAGUCAUUGCUGGCGAGUUUUGGCGCAGAUCUCACGCAUUCCAUCCGAACUUUUCUGAUGGCUUUCUCGAUUGUAAUUGAUACCUUUUUCGUUCAUGAUAACUUCGAUCUCUUUUGCAGUGUGGUCAAAGAAGAGAUAAGCGAUGAAGAGAUGAACUUACCAUGUUUUAAUGGAAGAGUAGUCGCAUGGGUAAGUGGUUUUGCUAUUUCUUUGUAAGUUCCGAUCGUAGCUGUAAAAUGAAUUACCGGCGAAGCCAUUCAAGAGAUCGGGUUUGUUGAUAUAUUUUCGUUGCAUGAAAUAAAGUUUAUUUUAAGUUGUAACUCAGUCAAGAUCGUCAAUUGCCUUUUAGAACGCAGAUUUGUAAAAGAAAUGAUCUGAUCGUCUUUCUAGUGCGUUUUCCUUCCUCGUGAUUCCACAGAGAAGGAUAUCCGUCUGGCGCCAAGGUUCAUGUUUAUGCUUCUUAGGAUGAUCUUGAUUUAAAGCCAUUAUUAUACGAAAAGCAACUGUAGAGAAUUAUCCUUAAACAUAAACAUGUUUUGCCGGUAUUUAUUGCCCAGGCUUUAAAAUUUACUUCCUUUUUUACUUGUCCCCCAUUACCCCAAACCUCAAACUUCUAGCAGUCAUUUGUUAUCUCAAAAAAGAUAUUGGCUCUCCGAUUGUGCUUCAGUAAUAAAGUUUGGUUGAAUGUACAAGCCUCAUAUUUUAUUUACAUCUCAUCGAUUUCCUACUGAGGCCAUUGUUAAGAAAGGAGAUUUAAUCAAGGUUAUACGGACGGAAUGGUAACUGUUUCGUUGAUUUUAACUCCGUCCUUUUAUCGCAAAUCAGACAAUUUUUUGUUCAAAAGGCUUCUAGCUGUCAUUCCAAAAUGAAUUAUUAUGGUGAUUUGCAUUCUUCUUGUUUGUCAAGAGUAAAAGUAAUUUUUUUGAGUGAAUGAUUCGGCCAAUGCGAGAAGUACUGGCUCUUUGAAGGGAAAGAGCUAUUUAAUACUAGGUUUGCAAUUAGGAGGCUAUUCAUUAAAUUGUCAUCAGUGUGAAGGAUGCCGUUCUUUGAAAGGCCGGUCGCGUAUUUUAGUUUUUUAAGUAACUUGCCCUUCAUGAUUUUGAGGUGCAAGUGUCGUGGGGCCAGACAGUUUUUAUGGUCAAAUUUUAUCACUGAGAAAGGUAGUUGUAUAUUGUUAAGCUUCCUAGCGUACUGUUCGAUAUUUAUGAAUCAUCAUAAAGCUAACUUCUAGACGAUUAUUUUAUUCAAGAUUUCUAAGUAUGAUUGUAAAGAUUGUUUGCCGUCCUCUUUGGAUGGCUUCACAUUGAUGUACAUCUAAGUAAAUGGAUCUGUGAGAAACAGAUGGUUUGUAAAAAAUACCAAAAAAAUUUACUCUACGACACACGGAGAGCAUAGAUUAGUGAGAGAUUGGUUGUAUAUUUCGCUUUUUCAUCUUAUCUUCCUCUUUAGUGUGAUUUUUCCACCUGUCUGUUAAUAAUUUUGGGUGUUCUACUUUGUCAGUAAGGCCGAGAUUUCAAUUUUGGAUGGAUGUGCUAAUUAGUCUGUUAGCCUUGCUCAUUAGUACCCUUUAUGUUGGAUUAGAACAAUAAGAGCCUUUUUUUCUUGGACAAGACCAUGAGAAAGAAAGACCUUUUGUUCUAAUAUCUUUACGCUGAACCAGAGAGUCUUAGUGACGAUUGUUAAAUUGCUUGUGAGCUUGGUGGUGUAAAAAGGAGAUUAACGACCAAGUAUUUUUUUAUCAUAAAUAUGCUUUUAAAUCCAGCCAUUGGUUUUGCUUUUUAAAACAAAUAUAGCAUAUUUUGUGGUUUAUAAUAAACCAAGUGUAAACCACAUGUUACAUCCUUUUAUAUUUUUCUAUAUUCUGUUAAGUGGUUCUAUGCCCCACUAAAAUAUUUUGCAGAAGUUUCAAAUAUGUUGGUGAAGCUAUAUUGUUCACUAAGUGACUUAAUUACCAGUGUAUGAUAAGAAACGUUUUUGCAGCCAAAACAAUUAGAGCAAUAUAUAAAUAUCUAAAAUUUAUGUUUAUUUGUGCAGUGAACAAAAUAAAAUAUCGUAGUAAAGGAUCUUAGUACUGCCUUCAAUGCAUUCACUUAAAUUUACUUUGUCUGAGGUUUGACUAUUUUAAUGCUUAAUUAAGUUGUUUGCCUAGAGACUGUUUGGCAGUUCAAUUAAAAUACUGUAACGAGGGCAAAAAGAAGUAAAUGCAAAGCAAUAUAUUUUGAUGUAAUCUUGAUGUUGUCGUAUGCCUUGUUAUAACUCCUCCAUGUACUCUGUUUGGCUUCACUCUAGAAAGGGCGCUCUCAGUUGACUGUUUGCUAGAACAAAAAUAGUAAAUAAUGCCAUGUUCUCUGGAGAUUGUUCUUCUGAGAGAUUUAAUUGUAACCAUAGCAAAGUCCUGCUUAUGUGCAAUAUAAGAGUUACAUAGUAAUAAAGUGUAGUCCAUCAGCUCUGCUAAUGGAAGACACUAAGGAUCUUAAACAAGGCAAUCAGUGUAUUCUAUGCAGUUUUAUGAGGCCACCAUAGGGGUGGGGGCCAGUUUCUCUCUUUUCUGUGUUCACAAAUUGAGAGAGAAAGCAAGUUCCUGUCAGCAUUUUGUACUCUGUGUUUUGUAACCAUUUCUUCAACUUGUGUUCCUUAGUCAAAGCUCUUUAUGUUGUGGUUCAAUUUUAUCCUUGGUUUAAGUUGGUUAAAUUUGUACUUUGUUUUUUGGUAUGUUAAUGAAUGACAGUGAAACAAGGGAAUGUCUUGUCUUGUCUACUUUUAAUACAAUAACAGGUCCUUUUUGAUAAUAAUAAUAUUAAUUAUUAAUGAUAGUAAUAGAUGAUUAACCUGUGAUCAAUUCAUUGUUUCAGCUUGUCACAUCAGACACAAGUAGUGUAUCAGAUCAAGGCAGCAGAGAUGACCAGCAGUCUGUUAUAUCAGCUGGAUCUGAUCUUCAUCCUCCUAUGCCAAGAACAGUUGGUAUCGGGGAUUCAAGACCACCAUCCUUCCAGUAAGUAAACACCAUGAUGUAGAGUUGCCUGGCCCCGGUUUUUUAAACACUGGAUAGUGCUUUCCAACAGGGCAGGGUUGUUCCAAGCUGGGUUAAGAUAACCCAGGGUUGGUGCAAAAUUUGAACUCAGAUAUGAGAGCGUAAAAAGCAAAUUCAGUUUAAUUCUCUGUGCCUACAAUUUGAUGACUGGAUACUUUAAAAAGAACAGAAAAAAUUAUCUGAGAUAGUGCUUUUGAUAAAAUGAAAAAGAAACCCGGGUUAAAAUUUGACCCUGGGUGAGUGCUAACUGGUGUUCGAACAACUGGGCCCAGGGAAGUAUUCAAGAAACCGAUUCGCUAUCCACGGGAUAGAGAUUUACCCUUCCGAUAGCAUUAUCUAGUUUUGAAAAAACUAGGGCCUGGAAGAAAACCAUAGCUUGUACUGUUAAAAAUAUAAUAUUGUAUGUUUUCACUGUCUUCACAUGAUAUUCUACAAAAAGAUUCAAAUCAAUCCAUUGUUUUUGUGUCCUACGAGAUGCAUGCCAUGAAUUAUUUUGCGUCUUUGGGGGUUUUUAUACGUCAGGAACACAGGACGCAGACGUAACAAAAUCACUGGGUACCACUACUUUGUUUUCAUACAGGGUUGGCACAGUCUUGAAAAGUCCUUGAAUUUUAGGGGAAGUCCUCAAAAGUCCUUGAAUCCCAUGUUUCCUUGAAAAGUCCUUAAAUUUCUCUGCAAGUCCUUGAAAAGUCCUUGAUUUUUCUUCAACUUUGAAUGUAGUAGCCUGAUGAUUCUUUGUGGUUAUUCAAGAAAGAAUAUAAAUCAUAGCUCAGAGAAUUUAAAGGUUAUUUACAUAAAGUGCUCUCUGUUUUAUCCAAUAAUUAACUAUCAAUUUAAGACAAGUGAACUGAAAAAUGAAGAGAAGUUGGUGAAGCAAAUAGUUAAAGCCUUAAAGUCUUAUUAGAAUAGACUGGGAAUGUGCAUUUUUGUACAAUCUGUGAAAUUAUAUUCCUAGUAGGUGGUCCUUGAAAAUCUCAGGUGAUCCUUGAAAAGUCCUUGAAAAUGGUUGCAAUUUUUUGUAUAAACCCUUUCAUAGAAUCUGGAUCUACUUGCGUCUUUGACAAGUCAUAUUGCAAAACACUUUGACAACAUGACUGGUCCUUUGGGAAACUAGUGCAUUUUGUUCUCUGAUAAGCCAAAGAUUCUGGGGAAACAACAUUAACAAUGUUAUUGUUUCUGUUGGGAGGUGUUUUUAAUGACAGAAACUGGAUUAACACCCUAGGUUCUCCACCCACUCCCACACUUUGUUAUUAUCACAAUGAUCACGAUUUACUUUGAUUUUCAUUUAUUAAAUUGUAUAAUUCAGGUUUAAUCAUUGUCCUACAGUGAAUCAAACUACAGAAAUGUUUCCUAUGCUUUUUAGGAUUAUUAAAGGUCUGGCCCCAGUUGUUCAAAGCUGGAUAGCGCUAUCCACUGUAUAAAUCUCUAUCCAGUGGAUAGUGCAAUUGGUUUCCUUAAUACUUAUCGACUGCAGAGAGAUUUACCGAUGGAAAGCUCUAUCCAGCUUUUGAACAACUGGGGCCAGCAGGUUAUGUGACCACCUAAAGUAACAUUUAGUGGCCACAUGAUGUCUGUAUCCUGUUUUUUUAUCUGUUAGAAAAUGAGAAAAUUCUGAUCUUAUAGUCCUACUAAAACUGCAAGAACAGAAAUUAAACUGUUCUUAUCAUCUACUGAAACUAAGGAGUACAGUCAAGGCUAAAACUAAUUAUUUUGAUCUGUCAAUUUUAUAUUUGUUUUGUUGCUUGUUCUAGUCAUGGAGGUCACUCCACUACAGGGGAUUUUGAUUCAGAAGUCGAUUCUACAGUUAGUUCUAGAAGAGGUUCCAGAAGACGGGAAAAACAUAGUAUAAACAGAAAUGAGGGUGAGUUUGCUAAACCGGAUAAAACAAGGCAGACCUACAUGUAGAUAUAUAGGGCUAGGAUGUAAAAGUAGGCGACUUGGGGAUCAACUGCCGUAGACAAUUUGAAGCUUUCACUCGUUCAUUCCACCCAUGUUCCCCUAAAAGUAGAUGGCUCAGAUGUCAAAGGAGCUGGUUGUUUACCUGAAUGCUGGCACCUAAUGAGAAACCUGUAAAACCACAAUGUUACAUGUAGGUCCUUCAACGUAAAAUCUGCAGAGUAUUUUAACCUUGCAGUCAAGUACUUUUGACAUUACUAAAAUGGGACUAAUGGAUUGUUUAUUUUUCCAUGUGUUACAGUAAUCCAUGGUCGACGGCGGCAUGAUGGGGAUAGAUAUGAAAGUGCUUCGAUGAUGAGUAGCGAUAUUGAAACAACAAGUUACCAAGAUUCUUCAGAUGAUCAAAGCAGGUAAACUACAUGUAAAGCUGCAGUGUAAGAUAAAUUGAAGGGAGUCCAGUGCUCUGAACCUGUGACAGCCAGGGUGCGGGGGUAUGGUUUCUAUGAAAAAACUAAGGGUGCUUUCCAUUCAACCAAAAUUCCAGUUUGAAGUUUUGGAUAUUUCACUUGUCCAAUAAAACAGCACAUUCUGCAAGGCUGUGCUCUAAGGAAAAUUGAAGGGAGCCCAGUGAUCUGAAACUGUAAAAUCUAGGGUGCCCAGCAUAUUUGUAUGAAAAAACUGAGAUUUCCUAAUUACCCGAGAGCGAAAGUUGGGCACCAGGGGCCACCGGACUUUGCUAAAGCCCUGUUCUGGUUGCACAGACCCGACCCAAGCCAUCAUGUCUUUGUUCAUUGUUCUUGUAAGCAGGAUACAAAAGAGCGAUAUUGGGGACAACAAUUUUGUCAAGUGGUUCAACUGACUGAAAUGACCAUACUGCUCAAAGUGGACCCGUAUAUUCCGGUCGGACCAAACUUAAUUGGUCCGUUCCAUUCGAUGUACAAACCCAAAUUUCUAUUUCUUGAUUUACAUGUAGUUCCAUGGUUGUUUCAAGGUACAUGUAUUUGUUAAGACUGUUUUCCUUGAGGGUGGCUUUCAUCUUACUCUGGUCAAAGAACACUACAUAUUUCCUUUUAAAAACAGUUUAAUUUUUCUCUUUGAUUACAUUUUCUUUUUUCAUAAACUGAAAUUAUUAGAGGGAGGCAAAAAUUUAACAUUUGUCUGAAAAAGAAAAUCAGAAAGGAAAACAGGGGGAUGGGGGUUUGCUGUUCCUUUUAAUUGUGUCCCAAGCUUUGUCUAGAAACAGCAUUAAAGAUUUAUUUUUAUCUUUGUAGUGUUUCUAGGUUUUCAAGCACAACAGAAAACUCUCAGCUCCUACGUGGGAGACAUAGAAGAAGAAGAAGGAGACCCAGGAUGCCCAGGGUUCAAAGAGUGAGUACUUGGGCCUUUUUUUGUUUAGAGAUCAUCUUGUUUUGUCUUUUCAGCUAGUGGUGAAUAACAUACAUUGAACCUCCAUGAAACGAUCACCUAAAGUACCAAGUCUUUAUGCUUGCGGACUCCUAGGCAGCGUUCACACUUUGUGCCUGGGAACAGUGUUUGAGGGUGGUACUUGCGAGGCACUAAUGUGAUAACACCCUUUUUUCAAGUGGCUACCCUAGGUUUUUGGCACAGUACUAGUGCCUGAGCUUGUACUUGGGCGCAGAAGUGGGCAGCAGGGCCCUGUGUGUACCCUGUUAUUGUUAGUUUCAGGGCGAAUUAGAGCAACUAUGUACAAAGUCACAUACUCGGUCAAGAGGUGAACACAACACUAUUUUGUUCUGUUACUGAGGCACUGGUUUCCGGGCACCAAGUGUGGACUGCCUCUUAGUGCCUUGACCGGGAAAAAUGAUCUUGUAAGGUUACUUUAAAGAAGAGUUUUUACAUAAAAGAGUGAAAAGAAUGAAUUUCUUGUUUACAAAAUAUUACUGUUCUGUACUGAAUUACUGCAUAACAGUCUUGUCAUUUACUUUUAAACUGAAUUUAGAAUGAUAUUAGUGACCAUUGAGGUUCGAUAUUGGUUAGAGGGGGCCUAUUUUAAGAUAUUUUAAAUAGUGUGUGAUUAGAAUUUGAGGUGUUCAAUGAUGUUAAUUAACAUUUAUUAAUUUCCUUUUUUAGUGUUCGUCCUUCAGCACAAUUACAGAAUCAACAAUGUCUCUGAACAUUAUCACAGUCACUCUAAAUAUGGGUGAGUCCCCUGACCCCGUUUUAAAACCAGUCAUUACUGUGGAUGCUCUAAAAAUAAGAUUUCUGCUCAAAUUUCUACAGAAUUUUCUAGGAGGUUCUUGCAAAGAAACCAUGAAUCUGUCUGUAUCUCAAAGAGCAACUGUGAUCCUUUCUUCAUUGUAAUCAUCUGAAGUAGUUCAGAUUCGUGAGAACUUGUCAUUUACAUAACUUCAAGGAUUACAUAAUUUAUCAUCCAUGCAUGCGUCAUUGUGGUCAAACAUAUGUGAAGUAUAUGUUUAGUGCAUACCUACUUGUUGAUAUAAGUUAUCAUGUGAAGUCUAGUCUUCUAUAAAUAACAGAAAUCUACACAUUCCACAAAAUGUUANUAGAAUUUGAGGUGUUCAAUGAUGUUAAUUAACAUUUAUUAAUUUCCUUUUUUAGUGUUCGUCCUUCAGCACAAUUACAGAAUCAACAAUGUCUCUGAACAUUAUCACAGUCACUCUAAAUAUGGGUGAGUCCCCUGACCCCGUUUUAAAACCAGUCAUUACUGUGGAUGCUCUAAAAAUAAGAUUUCUGCUCAAAUUUCUACAGAAUUUUCUAGGAGGUUCUUGCAAAGAAACCAUGAAUCUGUCUGUAUCUCAAAGAGCAACUGUGAUCCUUUCUUCAUUGUAAUCAUCUGAAGUAGUUCAGAUUCGUGAGAACUUGUCAUUUACAUAACUUCAAGGAUUACAUAAUUUAUCAUCCAUGCAUGCGUCAUUGUGGUCAAACAUAUGUGAAGUAUAUGUUUAGUGCAUACCUACUUGUUGAUAUAAGUUAUCAUGUGAAGUCUAGUCUUCUAUAAAUAACAGAAAUCUACACAUUCCACAAAAUGUUAAAGUUAAAGUUGUUGUUAUUUUUGUUUUCAGAUAAAGUCAAUUUUCUAGGAAUUAGUAUUGUUGGUCAAAGCAACAAAAGAGGGGAUGGUGGAAUUUAUGUUGGUUCAAUCAUGAAGGGGUAAGUGUUAACUAUUUCUGUGUAAAUGAAGUUAAUAAUUUUGAACCGGCUAUUUGGGAUUAAUACCUUUAAAAAAUGCUAGUCCAUAACCUCUGAAGGGUGUGUUUAGGUCAGGAAAAAUGGUGUCUAUUACUGCUGACCCUUAUCCACAUUCUGUCUGUAUUCAUUUAUGAAUAAAAUCAAAACUUCAGAAAUGUUUUUGUUAGUAAGGUUUAAGAAUGCAAUACUCUUAAAACUCGUGAUGCCAAUUGUCAUUUUCAAGUAGUAAUGAAGUUAUUGUUUACAGUUUUUCUUUGUAUUGAGCAUUUGUAAACAGGUCUUGUGUUUUUUUUCUUUUCGACUGAAAGUGACAUUUUUGUCAAUGUCAAAAUGUUGUCUUUUUUUUUUUUUUUUACAGUUUUUUAUUUUUUGCAAAAAAAAUACAAAAAAAUCUUAAUUUUAAAUUUUAAUGGAAAAAAAAUUUUUUUCAAUUAAAACAUUUAAGAAAAAAAGUAGUCGUAUUCCUUUAGGAUUUUUUUUAUUUUUUAUCAAUUUCAUAUUUUUUUUUUUUUUUUAUUUUAAAAAAUAAAAAAAAAUAAAAAUUUUGAUGUGUUUUUUUUUUUUUAAUAAAAAAUAAAAUUAUUGUUUAAUUUUUUUUUUUUUUUUUUUUUUUUUUAAUAUGUUUUUUUUUUUUUUUUUUUUUUUUUUUUUUUUUUUAUUUUUUUUAAUUUUAAAUUUUUUUUUUUUUUUUUUUUUUUUACAGUUUUUUAGUUUCUGCAAAAAAAAUACAGAAAAAUCUUAAUUGUAAAUUUUAAUGGAAAAACAAUCUUGUUCAAUUAACACAGUUAAGUGAAAAAGUAGUCGUCAUGCUUUAGGAUUAUUUCUAGUUUUGAUCAAUCCACAUAGUUUAUUGCAAUCAGAGAAGAUAACAAUUCACUGAUCCUUGUCUUAUCCUCCCUCUCUAAUGUAAACAGAGGUGCAGUUGAUUUGGAUGGUAGAAUAGAACCAGGAGAUAUGCUCCUCCAGGUAUGUGCAGCAUUUCCUUAUUUACUAUAUAUCCACUUAUAGCCUAGGAGGUUUAUUUAUUUCAAGCACAUUUGAGUGAUGGUGGGGGUGGGACGGUAUUUAAUUUAGCAAAGAUGAUGGUAUCAGUUCUCCAUAAAGAACUAGAAUGCAAAGUGGAAAAGCUCAAGUACAAGAAGUUGAAGUCAUGCAGCCAAGGAUUAAGAACAAAUACAAACUUCCACCUUGUGAAUAAACCAUCCUAGAUCAGUCCACACAAAGUUUUACAGUGGUCAGUAAUAAUAAGGGGAGGGAAGGAGGAGCUGAUUAACUUUCUUCCCCUGAAAAGGGAGGGCUUAUUAGAGAGGGGGGCGCUUAAUAGAGGAUUUAUGGUACUUAAAGUACUUGAUCAUUCUUUUGUCCUUCUAGAACAUUUCAUUGGGAAGAAUGUUGUAUAACACAGGUUUUUAGCUACCUGGUUGACAUGAAUGAACAGUCAUAAAAAGGUUAUUAAAAUAAUAAUAAGUUUUUGACCUUGAUUUCUGAUCCCUUUUCCUUGUUUCAGGUCAAUGAUGUUAAUUUUGAAAAUAUGAGCAAUGAUGAUGCUGUGCGGGUUUUAAGAGAGAUGGUCCACAAACCUGGGUAAGGCUCUUAAAAGAAUUGUCCCAGAUAUUAAAUGUGUGCCCUUUUUGAAGGCGGCAACAAAAAUAAUCUUGGUGAUGUUUUUUUUAUUCACAUUAUCCUCUUUGGUCCCCCUUUUUAACCAGAUUCAGGAAAUCCAGUAUCAUUUUCUUGAAUUAAGAGAUGAUUUAUUGCUCUUAACCAUGUCUUAUUUCGUCUCAUUUGUAGUCAGUUCAAUGUGGUUUUAAUAAAAGGAAACCGUGAAUAUACUGUAUGGUUGAAACACUUCAUUAAACCAUUUAGUUGUUUACACUUGAUGUUUGAAGGACUUCUUUGAUAUUUGAAGGCUGUGAAUGACAAUUUUACUUGAUCUCAAGGCAUAAAUGAUUAUGUUAGAUGUAACACUAUAGCAACAGAUUUAUCAUCUGGUAAAUACAUAUCAAAAAUGCUGCUUCUAUGCAUGUUUCUCAUUUAUCCUAUUAUAAAUUACUUUUCAGACCUAUUACGCUGACUGUAGCAAAAUGUUGGGAUCCAACCCCCAAAGGAUACUUUACAUUACCUCCAAGUAUGUAUCAAUUUUUUGUACUUUGUAAUAGGCCUAUUUUCCUAUGUGUUUUGGGGUUUAAAUUUUCUUGUGAACUCAUAGCAGAAAAUGUGAGCUUUGUAAUACAUAAGGGAAAGAUUUUACAACAAUUUGAAAAUGUCAAAAUUUAUAAUGAUUUGUAUGAGAAACCACUUAAAUGUGACUAGGUGGCAAGAGUUGUUUUUCCAUACAAUCCUUUUAAUUUUCCGUAACCGUUGUUUUGAGAUAUACAACAGAAAAUUUACAAGUUACCUAAUUUUAAUAUGCUCUUUCAGUUCCUGCGAACAAUUUCCAAAGUGAAUUUUUUUCAAGUUUACCGAAAGUUGAACAUGUGAUCAACCAUUGCAAAAGGCCCACGCUGACUUAGUUGUGUGCAGUGUGCUAACAUUUGGGUUACCUUUCUGUUUUCUGGUCUAGGUGAACCAAUUCGUCCUAUCGAUACGUCUGCGUGGGUCCAACACACAACAGCAAUGGCUCGUAAGUACUUCAAAGUCACCUCCGAAAUUGAAAUUUUUAUGUGCAUGAGUAAAGUAAGGGUAAAAUGACAUGAAAAAUCUCCUGCUUAUAAUUUUCUCAUGGUCUUGUUUUCUACUGAAUUUUAGAACUUGGUAACCCAGCAGUCCAAUAUGGAAAACAGCCGAACAGCCAAUCACUGACCACCAUGACGUCUACAAGCUCAUCAAUGACGAGCUCCCUACCAGAGUCGGACAGUGAGUUGCUUUGUGGUUCUCAACCCUUUAAACCAUAAAAUAAAAUAUCAAACUUGAAAUUCCCAUUUGUUGCCCCUGUACAUUUCCUAAAAAGGAGUGGGGAGAAUUUGUUCAAGUAUCAACUAGAUAUGUCUUGCAAAGUGACAGUCUACAGCUGUAAAUGUUUGUAAGUUCUGUUGGCUUUAUUUAGGGUUUAUUUUCUCUUUUGUUCUAGGAUAUACGGAGCUUCCAGAAGGGGAAGGCCUCUCAGUAAACACAGACAUGACUACUAUAGUAAAAACAAUGGCAGCUCCAGAUUCAGGUCUUGAUGUCAGGGAUAGGAUGUGGCUUAAAAUUACUAUUCCUAAUGCUUUUAUAGGUGUGUAUCAUCUUUGAUGCUUUCAUCAAACUUUACUGUUGAGCAUAGGGUAAACAGGGUUAACCUGUGUAGCUGGCAGAAUUGUUUGUGCGUGUGAGAGUGUUGGCAGUUAAGACAUCAAUCUCUAAGCUUUGUCGCAAGAAGCAAGCACCACAGGUUCGUAGCUUCUCUGCCAAAACUUUGCUCGUACUAACAAUCGUGCUGGCUACACGGGCUAAAACAGGAUUCAUACAGGUCAUGGAAAACCUAGAAAGUCAUUGAAUUUAAGAAUUUUGUUUUCCAGGCCUGAAAAGUCGUGGAAAAUAAGUAACUUAUUGAAGUUAUGUUUAGUAGAUUAGUUACUGCAAUUAUUUCAAAGCAAGGACAUGGAAUUUAGAGACAGUGCAAAUGACACUUGUUUUGGACAUCAGAGUUUGUCUCUCUUGAACUGGGUUAGAUAAAAAAAUCACCAAAAUUAAGAAUAGUUUAGAAAUUUUUGAAAAUUACAGCCAAACCUAAGGUCGUGGAAAAAGUCAAGGAAAUUCAAGGAAUUUGAAGACCUCAAAACAUAAAGAAAUUCUGGGUAAAGUGCAUGUUUCUCACAACACCUUGUCUAAUUUCUUUAUUAUAUUUACACUGCAGGUUCUGAUGUUGUAGACUGGCUUUACAACCGUGUAGAAGGAUUUCAAGACAGACGUGAAGCUAGAAAGUAUGCCUGCAAUCUUUUAAAGGUAGGUCUGCACUUCUGCCCACUAGCAAAUUACACGUCCUUAGUACAAACUUGUGAGGUCUUUACAUUUAAAAAGUGUUAUCAGCUUUUCUCUAAAUCAACCCAUGGGCUAAAGUUUAAUUUUCUUCUGAAUAAUUAAGAAAGUAAACUACGAAUUAGAUUACUAGACUCAUAAUAUUAUUAUCAGAUAAUCUUGUCAAUAACAUAUGUGGUAAAUGAUUUGGUAAUUAUUCUAGACUUUUCUACCUUUUUUUGUCGUUAAAAAUAUUUCUUUUUUUCUUGCCUACAGGCUGGCUUUAUUCGUCACACAGUGAAUAAGAUUACCUUCUCAGAACAGUGCUAUUAUGUUUUUGGAGAUCUUUGUGGAAGUAAGUUCUUUAUUUUCUUCCCUUUUAUAUUUUAGUCAGUGCCUUAGGGAUGAAAAUGUAAAAUAGUUAAUUUUCCAAAAUCAUUAGUGUUAUUUUCUUUGUUGUAUUAUCAAGCCAGGUUAUCUAUCUCCUAUAUUGCCACUAAUUUAAUUAUUUAAAUUUCCAAAUAUAUUAACAGUCUUGUUUAUAGCCUAGAGCUAUUUUGAUACCCCAUACCACUCUGGAUGCUUCUGGUCUGAAACUAAAUUGGACUAGCAGAUGUGCUGACUACUUAUUUAUGUGAUGAUUACUAAAUUAUUGUGUAUUGUGUUGCUGAAUGUCAAAGCUGGAAACUUUCUUUGAAUAUUUGAGUUAUGAAUUGGCUUGUGGCUUGUGGAUUAUUAUAUUCUUAUGCUAAUUCUCAAGGCUGUUCUCCAGUAAGAUAAAUCAAAGGAACCUAGUGCCCUGAACCUGUGAACUCAAGGGUGUCCAGUAUAUGAUUUUCGUGAAAAAAGAAAGAAAAGCCAAGAUUUCCUAAGGUCUCCCAAGAGCAAAAGUGGGGGACCAUGGACCACUGGGCAAAGCUAGUGUAUAGCCCCUGUACUGUUAUUCUAGUUGCAAGUCAUCUGUAAAUCAGAAGGGGGCAAGAAUACCAGUUUUGUUGUGACAUUUUUCACAAGAAAUGCUAAUUCAACCCUAAGAUCUUAUUAUCAGAUCAUUAUUUGGCAUUAGUUACCCAAAAUUUAUGAUAAUAUUUUUUUUUCUGGUAGAAUAUCCUUUAUGAGAAAAUUUGCUAUAAUUUAAGGCAAUGUGCAAAGAAGGUUUUGUCUGGGUUUAGUGGAUUUUGCUUUCUGGCUAGUGACUUCUGUUCUUAACUUGCCCGACGGGAAAGGGAAUUUAAAGAGAACUGUAAUCAAUGCUACCGGUCAAGAAUUGUAUUGGGGCUUGUUAAAACUGCUCUUGGGUUAGUACACGCUAGCUACGGCUUUCCCAAAGGGUAAGCUGUAAAACAGACUUUCUUUGCACCCUGGACUUACUGCUUUGAUUGGUAAAAGGCAUCCUUUGCAUUGCAUUUUCAAACUGUUUCUAGGAAUCGAUCCUUAACAGUUGCUCCGUGUUUGUGUUUUUAGAUAUGGCAGCUCUUACAAUUCAUGAGCACGAGGGUGAUGGUGACAACGACACUCUGGGACCCCUCCCUCCACACCAGCAAGGAAUCUCCUGGAUGGCAGGACCCCCAAGUUAUGGCUAUCAUCAAAUGCCUCCUUACCCCACAGCCCCCCCACUCAUGGUUGAUGCACAGACACCAGGGUAUGCGCAGUCAUUUUAUAGUGCACACAGUGGUAGCCAAAGCCCUCACAGUGCUAGUGGCAGCUCUAAAAGAAGCGGUGGUGGCGGUAACCGUGGAGAUGGCGACAACAGAAGUAGUGGUGGAAGCAGUAGCGGGAAGAGUGGUAGCAGCAAGGGAAAGGAUCGUGAUGCACGCAGCGUGGAAGGGUCAGCUGCUCCAAUACUCCCUGCACCACCCCCGGUUGGGGUACCCAUGCCCGGGACCCCUGGACUCGCUAUGAUACCGAGACCACUUGAUCAAGUCCCUGAUAAUCUGUCAGCGAGUAGGAACAGUUUUAGGAUGGCCAUGGGAAAUCCUUGUGAAUUCUUUGUAGAUGUCAUGUGAGGUGAAUUGGAUAUAAUGCUGGCAAGUUGAAUCAUGGAAUAAGUGGCAGCGAUCAUGCCCUGUGACAGCAGCCCACAGUAGCUGGUCAGAGUCCAAGCUAUGAGCCUCCCAUGCUACUUAGCAACACCUGUCUGAAGAUCCUGUUUAAGUUUUUGUUCUUCUGCCGACAGCUGAACAAAAGACCAGUACAGUAGUUAUAAAGAAUUAGCUGCCUUCUCAAUUCUAAAAUAGCGAAUGAGGUCCUGUGGUAAAUUUCCUACGACUUCCAGAGCAAUAAAUUAAUUGACAUAAUUAUUAGUUAUUAUUUCCAUUUGUACAUAGUGUGGCAUUGGUGCUUUUGAGAUGUUAGGUUUGUACAUAAAAUGCAGCAUGAGUUAUUUUUAAUGGCAAAGAGACGUCAUUUUUAUCUAGCAAACUUUUGAGGUACAAGAAAAAUUUGGGGGAUCUUGGACGAUCCCAUAGUAUUUGACCCGAUCAUAGCCUGUUUUAACUUCCCGUGAACCUCUGAUUUUACUCGAGGAAAUGACUUAUUGAAUUCUCAAUAUAAUAAAGUAUCCCAGAGCUUUAGUCGUCUCGCAUUAUUUGGAGAGUUUUCAAAAGGUAGCCCACACCUAUACUUCCCAUGCGUGAUCAAAGGCGCAAGCCAAUCCCAAGGUUUAUUUAACUCUUUUAAGAGUGAUCAACAUCAAAUUUCUUCUUGUAAUAUCUAUCUUUUAUAAGACUGAGUACUGACGACAUGAUCACAGGAGACGAAUCUAUUUGAUACUUCAACAAAUUCUCCCCACUACUAGUAUUAAAAACGUAUGGGGACAACAAAUGAGAAUUUUUAUUUUGAUGUAAGGGGGUUAUAAAUGCGGAACAUUCCACCCUACAAGUGCGAUGCCAAAGAGGUUUUCGUUGGUCGCGCAGUAAGAUACCGUCCAAAAAUGUUGGUAGGAGACUAGGUUAUACGUCUCUCAAUGCCUUUUUGUGUGAAAGGGUCUUGAUUGAUCUAUAUUUGAGACAUACCAGUAGUCAUCACUAACUUUUUAUCCGUUGCAUGAUAGUGGCUUUCAAUGGAAACUUAGCGUUAGUCAGGGGCACCCAACGGCAAUUUUCGGGAAAAUAUCUGUUCGGAAGACGAUUUGAGAUCUAGAAUUUUCGGACCAUUUGUUGUAAAAUUUCUUGCUUGCCUACCUCUCCUAGGAUUUUCGAACAUCUACAAAAUGGUAUAAUUACCCAUUUUUAACGGAUUUUGACCCUAAAAAAGGCCACCUAGAAUUUUCGGGAGCCUUUUCCUGGCUGAAAUUUUCGAGAAGGUAAGUUUUUAUCCCUAUAAUUUUCGGAUCACUAGACUUUCAGCUAGGAAAUCCGAACAGAUGAAAAGUUUUUAGGGGAUAAAAAUAUGCCUAUAUCUACCGUUUGAAUACUAAAAUACAUUCAACAAUGCUAUGUUAAGUGGUUUUGAACUAUAUCCUCGUUGGGUGCCCUUGGUUAGUGAGAGACAAUUGGAAAAUCAUAGGAUUCUAUAAUUCAAUAAAAACAAUUCAAAUGAGGACAGUUUUACAUUGUAAAGAAGGGAGAGGUAGGGUUUUGUUCUCUUUUUUUGGAGUAAAUCUUUUCCACCAAAUAAAGUUAAACAAACG
Porites evermanni is the source of this 16172-nucleotide messenger RNA. The record is from the annotation of a GenBank genome assembly. Lineage: Eukaryota; Metazoa; Cnidaria; Anthozoa; Scleractinia; Poritidae.